AUGAGUAAUCUGUCGUCUGAAUGCCCGAAGGGAGAUUCAGUUGCGCCUCAAAAAGACGGCACAGAACAAGCACUGUCAAAUUCUCAUUCCAAUAAUGAUACUUCGGCUUUGAAUCGUAUGAUUUCUUUGGAUUCAUCCAACAAUCUUACUGCUGAAAAUGCUGGUAAAGAUAAGAGCAAGCACAAAUCCAGGUCUGACUUCACAUUCAUCAGGGAAUUAGGUGAAGGCUCUUUUUCAACUGUACAUUUAGCCAAAGAAAAAAGUACAGAUCGAGAGUUUGCCGUAAAAGAAUGUUUCAAAAAACAAAUUAUUCGCGAGCGUAAAGUGCAGCAAAUCUAUCGUGAACGGGAGGCAAUGGCUAUACUAUCGAAAAAAGAGAAUUACCACCCGUUUAUUGUGAACAUCUAUUGUACAUUCCAAGAUCGCGAGUCUCUUUACAUCGUUAUGACUCUUGCAAAGGGUGGUGAAUUGCUUCAUAAGUUGAAGAAAUGUAAGAAGUUCGAUAUCCCAACGACUCGUUUCUAUACGAGUGAAAUAGUUUCAGCACUUGAGUGCAUACAUUCACACAAUAUUAUUCAUAGGGAUCUCAAACCUGAAAACAUACUUUUGUCCGAGAGUGGACAUAUUCUGAUAUCGGAUUUUGGCUCGGCAUGUAUUCUCGGCGUGAAAACACCCGAACCGGAGGAAGAAGAAACUGACGAAUCGCAUAGACGAAGGAAGCGUUUGGUGUCGUUCGUCGGUACGGCUCAAUAUGUUAGUCCAGAGGUGUUGAACGGUCAAGCUGUUGAGCAGGCUUGUGACUAUUGGGCAUUGGGUGUUAUUAUGUAUCAGUUUUUAACUGGUAAACAUGCGUUUCAUGAUGAGAGUGAAUAUUUGAUCUAUCGUAAAAUAUUGAAUGCUCAAUACGAUCUACCAAAAGAUAUACCCGCACAAGCCAGUGAUUUGAUUCAACGUUUAUUGGUGGUCGACAUGGCAAGUCGAUUGGGUUCAAUCAAAAUGGGCGGUGCUGACGCGGUGAAACAACAUCGUUUCUUCGAAGAGGUUGACUGGGCAAACCUGGAAAAUGUUAAGCCUCCACAAUUGGAUGUUUCGUGA
This is a messenger RNA of Anisakis simplex (herring worm), 1095 nucleotides long. The record is from the annotation of a GenBank genome assembly. Lineage: Eukaryota; Metazoa; Nematoda; Chromadorea; Rhabditida; Anisakidae.